Messenger RNA from Staurois parvus, 291 nucleotides. The record is from the annotation of a GenBank genome assembly. Lineage: Eukaryota; Metazoa; Chordata; Amphibia; Anura; Ranidae.
UGCUCCUUUGCUUUUUGAAUGGCUAAUGUUGGUCCUUAACAUAACUUGAUGCAGAUACAGAGCAACAGGAAGAGCAAGACACAUUGUCACAGCUGCAAUAGGUUGGUAGAGGGGCGGACUGACAACUCAUGGGGCACCCGGGCAAUAGGGGAUCAUGGGGCCCCUGUGUCCUUGCCCAAACUCAAAAAAACCUAUGAAAAAGGUACCAGGGGCAUCUCAUGGGGCCCCCUACUGACCCCGGGUACUCGGGCAGUGCCCGAGUUUCCAAAUGGUCAGUCCGCCUCUGGCUGC